AUGAAGGAAUUCAGGAAAUGUGGGAAUCAAGCGAUAAAUCCAGCGGGAGCACGGAAAUUUACUUACGACUUGUAUCCUUUCAUGCAACCAUUAUGGAUAAGAACCAUAAAACAGUCGAUGCUAAACUGCAAAAUUGAGGAAGUAGCUUUAGAAACCGAAUGCGACAAUUGUACAAUUAACUCGCCGUUAGGAACACUUUCGGGCAGCUUAAACGGAACGGCCACCGUUAACUUUAUCACCCUAAUCUGGGACAAUUCGUAUAAAGAAAAGAAAGACUGUGAGCUUAAGUUAGUAAGAAGCGGGGAAGGAUUACUUUACAAAACGAAUGAGGCCGAAAUCAAACGAUUACAAGACAAACACAGCCAAACAGAUUUUUUGAUCAACACAACCAUGCUAGCGUACUGCGGAAAACGACAGUUUCAAAGUGUUAUGGGAAUGGAAAAAAUUUUGAUAGCAAUUAACAUGGCACCGCCUACAGGGGAGUUCGAAAAAUUCGAUGCAAAUGCGACGAUAGAGAACGAGAAUAAAACCAGCGGGAAUACUACUAAGGCACAGAUCAAACAAGUGGCCUCUACGUUAAAAGCAGAAAUAGAAGCAGCAGCCCAUGUCCAGUACACCAGAGACAUAGCACUGGACUACGAAAAUAGACUAGCACGAGAAAUUCGGCGAUUGCAAUGCGAAAACAGGAAAAUGAAUCAUCACAGUGUUAUAGUAAGCGCACAGUAUAAUGGCUGGUUAGCAGCUGCCCACAUGCAACUCCCAAGAUUUCAAGGGAGAAAACUAAUUGAAACGGAGAAAUUCGAAGCCGACAACACUUUAGCAACCCUUCUGCAAAUGCAUCCAGCAAUUCAAAAUAGCCCUUUGAGUCAUGCGUCGGUGAUGGCUGACAUCCUUGCCACCAUUCACGAACAUCAUUCAGAGGACAACACAAAAGAACUUCUCACUUCCAAUGUCUUAAUUCACCAUAGCGAUGCCCCCCACGUAGAUUUUGUAGCAAAAAUGGGAGGGUGGAUAACAAAUUAUGGAGCCAUUUCAGGCUUCGGGAUGAUUUCAGUAUUCGCCGUUAGAUUUUGUGGUAUCGGAUUCCUCCUACUCAAAGCCUUCCCAAUUAUGCCAAAAAUAUUCCAACUUAACUGCUUCAGCAAAACACCAGCAGCAAUUACUGCAACAGCCACACCACCGCCGAUUCAAAUCAUUAUGCCUCCUACCAGCAGUUCAUAUUCAACCAAAUCCACAGCCUCAGAACGACAAACAGAGCCCCCACGCAGAAAGAAGAGGCAGCGAAACCGCCAACGCCCUAAUCAACCUGAAACCGAAUCCUUCCUCCAAGAAAAUCAAGCCAACCCUCCCAGACGAGCUUGA
Molecule: messenger RNA, 1362 nt
Organism: Daphnia magna
Lineage: Eukaryota; Metazoa; Arthropoda; Branchiopoda; Diplostraca; Daphniidae
Exons: 2
Coding region: 1-1362 (453 amino acids)
Source: RefSeq, a predicted model, not a curated record